UUAAUUAAGACUGCAUUGUUUUAACUACCGCGAGGAAGAUCUCUUUACACAUUUUUCAAAGCUACCAGUGUAAAGCACGUGUUGGGCAUUGUUUUUGUUUGCCGUGAUAUAUUCUUUAACAAACUUAGCAUCUUCGUAAAAUACAUUCGCGAAGAUGUAUCAAACUUUUAAACUGCCACAAAUAGCAUUUCUAGGAGCAGGAACCCUUGUGGAAGCUUUGACCAAGGGGUUUGUAUCGGCCGGUGCUGUUCAACUUGAUCAAGUUUGGGCAAGUGCGCCAACUGAAAGAGAUGUUUACAGAGCAAAAAAACUGGGAUGCCAAACUACCACAGAUAAUAUAAAUUUGUUGAAAGAAAAUAAACUGGUGGUAUUGGCAGUCAAACCUCAAGUUUUACCAAAUGUUCUACGUGAAAUAUCACCUCAUGUUACUCAGGACCAUUUAUUAUUAUCAUUUGCUGCAGGUAUGAAACUGCGUACAAUGCAAUAUCUAUUGCCUCCCAAAACCAAACUAGCUCGACUGAUGACGAACACGCCUGUACAAUACAGGGAAGGAGUUUCGUCGUUUGCAUUAGGACAACAUUGUAAACCUGAAGACAGAAAAAUGAUUCAACAGCUGAUGACUUCUGUUGGCUUUUGUAGAGAAGUCAAAGAAGAUUUACUGGAUACAGUUACAGGAUUUGCGGGUGGCGGACCUGCGUAUGCGUAUUGCUUUAUCGAAGCUAUUGCAGAUGGUGCAGUUUUGGGAGGAAUGAAUCGAGAUGAAGCUCUACGAAUGGCAGCUAAAACGGUUCUGGGUGCGGCAAGAAUGGUGGAAGAAACUCAAAAGCAUCCUGGAGAACUUAAGGAUGCAGUUUGUUCAGGAGGAGGAAGUACCAUACAUGGAAUACACGCCAUGGAGAAAGCUGGAAUGAGAGCUGCAGUUAUAGAUGCUGUGAAAGCAGCUAGUGAUCGCUCGAAAGAACUCGGAAAACUGUUGAACGAAUCAAAUGGAUCAUAGAUGUAAACAAAUGAAAUACAAUCAAUUAGUUUGUAGCUUUAAAACAAUACACCUGCUAUCAAAAAGCACAUAAAAAUGACCGACUUUCUUCUGGACAUAUAUAAAACAGUGAAUUUAUAAAGAGAGUCCCUAAGCAUGUAUUAUUUUUUUUAUUUGUAUUUUAAAAACAUAUGUAUGUGGCAUUGCCUGUACUAGUCUAAUUA
Hydractinia symbiolongicarpus is the source of this 1200-nucleotide messenger RNA. RefSeq names its product pyrroline-5-carboxylate reductase 3-like. NCBI's taxonomy places the organism in Eukaryota, Metazoa, Cnidaria, Hydrozoa, Anthoathecata, Hydractiniidae. Gene Ontology annotation, molecular function: pyrroline-5-carboxylate reductase activity. Gene Ontology annotation, biological process: L-proline biosynthetic process. The transcript has 2 exons. The record is from RefSeq and is a predicted model, not a curated record. The coding region runs from base 155 to 997 and encodes 280 amino acids.